CCAUGACAAGGCUGCCAACGACGCCAAGAAGAAUGCCGCGCGUACAGUAUUCGCAAAGAACAUUACCUUGUACUCAAAGCGUACGCGACCCUUCCCCAGAAAUCCUCAAUCACCACCAGCUUCUUGAAGACUUACGAGCCCUAAAGUCUAUGGCCCCGACCCCAACAACAACCCACAACUAGCAACCGCCAUCGCUGCAGCCAAGAAGGCCAGCGUUCCCAAGGACCGAAUCGAGGCAGCCAUCGCUCGCGGGCAAGGCAAAUCGUCCGGGGGCGAGGCGCUCGAGUCGAUCACGUUCGAAGCCAUGAUACCGCCAACGAUCGCUCUGAUUGUCGACAUCGAAACCGAGAGCAAGCUGAGAGCGCUGCAGGACAUGAAUUUGCUGGUCAAGAAAGCCAAGGGCUCAGCUGGCUCAUCCAAGUUCUUCUUCUCUCGUCUCGGCCGGGUGGUGUUUGAGAAGGGCGAGAGCGGGCCGGAUGUCGACCAGAUCCUGGACGAUGCGAUCGAAGCUGGCGCAGAGGACCUCGAGAAUGACGCCGAUGGAAAUAUCGUCGUCUGGACGCAGCCCGCGGCGACGAUGCAAGUCUGCAAGACGGUCGGGCCAAAGUUCGGCUUGAAGAUUCUAAGUUCGGAUAUCAUAUGGACGGCAAAUGAAGAUACCAAAACUAAGCUGGACGCUUCGGAGGAGCUGGUCAACUUCACUGAGUUGUUGGAGGCGCUCAGGGAGUAUCCUGAGGUCCAAGCCGUGUAUUCAAACGUUACAAAGGGAUCUAUGGAUGACGAUGAAUGGGCGAAGAUCGAGGAAAAUCUGGACAUGUAGAGACCAGCCGAUAGACAUAGACAAACCGAUCUAGAUGUAUAAGUACGUGUAAUAAUACAGUCGUACAACAUGCCGCU
Parathielavia appendiculata is the source of this 897-nucleotide messenger RNA. Its product is annotated as YebC-like protein. Bases 305 to 820 code for a protein of 171 amino acids. The transcript has a single exon. Gene Ontology annotation, cellular component: mitochondrion. The record is from RefSeq and is a predicted model, not a curated record. Lineage: Eukaryota; Fungi; Ascomycota; Sordariomycetes; Sordariales; Chaetomiaceae.